Molecule: messenger RNA, 3788 nt
Organism: Daucus carota subsp. sativus
Lineage: Eukaryota; Viridiplantae; Streptophyta; Magnoliopsida; Apiales; Apiaceae
Product: probable ubiquitin-like-specific protease 2B
Exons: 16
Coding region: 226-3543 (1105 amino acids)
Biological process (GO): proteolysis
Molecular function (GO): cysteine-type peptidase activity
Source: RefSeq, a predicted model, not a curated record
UAUUAGAUUCUUACCGUUGGGGAAAGCUCCGAGGCAACUCAAAGGUCAAAAACCCUUCACAAUUUCACAGUUCACAGCUCAAAAACCCUAAUUAACCUCUAAAUCAUCUCACUAAUUUCCCAACAGAACCCUGUUUUAAUCCAAUCAAACACCUUCAAUCUCACCUUCUCUCCUCACCAAACCCUAAUUCCAUCACCAAAAAGCUUUACAGAACUUCAUGUCAAUAUGAAUUUCACCGAACACGACGAUGAUGAGCCCGGACCAGAGUCUCCUACGUUUGAUUCUACUCACAAGUUUCUACAGGAUGAGUGUGCUGAUGGCAUUGGCGAUGAUGAUCGCGACAUGAUGUUCACGUCUUCGGAUACAGAUUCCAUUGAUGAACCACUAUCAAAUCAUUGCUUUGACGAUUGGCAAACGGAUGGUGGGGAUGCUGUUGUUGAAUGUCUCCCUGAUUAUAUUGUAUAUCGUGAUAAAUAUUCUACAGACUCUGUGGUAACCUUUUCAAGCAGUUGCAUUAAGAUAGAGGGAUAUUGGAAAGCUGAAACAUUUGAAUUUCAGUGGGGAGUUGAUCAUAUCAUGAAUAUUGAAUGUCAGUGGUGUGAGAGACUUGAAUUGGCAACUGUAAUAAUCAGAGUGAAUUCAAAAGGAAUAGCACCAACCGAAGACGUACACGGACAUACAGGUUUUGAGGAGUUCAAGUUUGCAAUUGUUGAAGACUGGUACAGAAAACAGGAUGAGAUUAUGUCUCUGGAUGUCUACCAGCCUUUGUGGAACAUUGUGCUAAGUUCUGAUAUGGAGAGGGAUGCAAAGGUGUUACCUGGUCAGAGCAAAAUAUUCCCUUUGAAACACUAUUUUCCUUCUUUCGAGGACUCUUUUGAAGAUGUUAUAUAUCCGAAAGGGGAUCCAGAUGCUGUGUCUAUAAGUAAGAGAGACGUUGAUCGGCUAGAACCAGAGAUAUUUGUCAAUGAUACAAUUAUCGACUUCUAUAUUAAAUACUUGAAGAAUAAAAUCGACCCCAGCGAGAGACACAGAUUUCACUUUUUCAACAGUUUUUUCUAUCCAAAACUGGCUGAACUUGGCAAAAGUCUAUCUAGUUUUGUUGAAGGCCGAGCUGCAUUUCGGAGUGUUCGUAGAUGGACACGAAAAAUUAGUUUAUUUGAGAAGGAUUACAUCUUUGUUCCCGUAAAUUUCAAUUACCACUGGAGUCUUAUAGUGAUAUGCCAUCCUGGUGAAGUUGCUGACUUUCAAGAUUCAGAUGCGAGGAAAUCUUUAAAGUUGCCAUGCAUAUUGCAUAUGGAUUCUAUCCGAGGAAGUCAUUCUGGUCUGAAGGGGCUUAUUCAGAGUUAUUUGUGGGAAGAAUGGAAGGAGCGGCACGCGGAUUCAUCUGAGGAUAUCUUUUUAAAAUUUUCAAAUAUGAGAUUCUUCUCACUUGAGCUCCCGCAGCAGCAAAAUUUAUACGACUGUGGACUCUUCUUGCUGCACUAUGUGGAACUCUUUUUGGAAGGAAAUCUUGUUAAUUUCAAUCCUCUUAAAAUCUCAAGUUUUUCUAACUUCCUUACUGCUAAUUGGUUUCAACCUGCUGAAGCUUCUCUUAAGCGAGCCUAUAUCCAAAGACUUAUAUAUGAUAUGUUAGAUGAUGGUUCUUCUGAACCGUCUCCAAGCAAUGGAGAAGAUGAGAAGUGUACCUCCAUGUAUCUUAAAUCUGUUGAUAAAGAUAGAACUACUUCAGAGUUCCUCUGGGACGGAAGCAGUUUUUCAAAGGUUGUCCAUGAAAGUGUACCUUGUUCAGAAGAUGGACAGAGGCUUGAAUUAGGCUUGUUACAUUCAUCUUUAGCUGAUAGUAUUCAAUCUGCUAAUGUCUCUGGCUUCAUUUUAAGAGGACCUGGUGAGGCAGAAGCUGCUGUAGAAUCUUUGUGUGGAGCUUUUGAGAGGACUAGGGCAGAAGCUGCUGUAGAAUCUUUCUGUCAAGAUUUUGAGAAGACUAAGGCAGAAGGUGGCGUAGAAUCUUUCUGUCAAGCUUAUAAGAAGACAACCCCUUCUGAGGCAGAAACUGCUGGAGAAUCUUUCUGUCAAGCUUUUGAGCAGACAGCCCCCUCUGAUGCAGAAGCUGCUGUAGAAUCUUUCUGUCAAGCAUCUGAGAAGAUAGCCGCCUCUAAGGCAGAAGCUGCAGUAAAAUCUUUCUGUCAAAAUUUUGAGAGGUCAGCCCCCUCUGAGGUGUUUGAGAACUCCUCUAAGAGUAUUCAUUUUGCUAAUGACUCAGGCUUCGUUUCAAGAGGACGUGCUGAGGCAGAAGCUGCUGUAGAAUCUUUUUGUCAACCUCUUGAGCGGACUGCUCCCGCUGAGGAGUUUAAGAAUACCUCAGAGAGUAUUCAAAUUUUUAAUGACUCUGGCUUCGUUUCUAGAGGACCUGCUGAGGCAGAAACUGCUGUAGAAUCUUUCUGUCAAGCUUUUGAUCAGACAGCCCCCCCUGAGGAGUUUAAGAAUGGUUCUGAGAGUAUUCAGCCUGUUAAUGACUUUGGUUUUGUUUCCAGAGGAACUGCGAAGGCAGAAGCUGCUGUAGAAUCUUGCUGUCAAGAUUUUGAGCAGAAUGGCCACUCUGAAUGUAGUAAUGCCAUGCCACCAAUAGAGAUGGGCUUUGUUUCCAGAAGACCUGCUGAGGCAGAAGCUGCGGUGGAAUCUUUGGGUCAAGGUUUUGAGCAGACAGCCCCCUCUGAGGAGUCUAGGAAUGUGUCUCAGAUUAUUCAACCUGUUAAUUGCUCUAGCUUCGUUUCCAGAGGACUAGCCGAGGCAGAAUCUUUCUGUCAAGCUUUUGAGCAGACAGCCCCCUCUGAGGAGUUCAGGAAUGUGUCUGAGAGUAUGCAACCUGUUAAUGGCUCUAGCUUCGUUCCCAGAGGACUUGCCAAGGAAGAAGUUGCUGUAGAAUCUCUCUCUCAGGAUGUUGAGCCCCCAUCUGGGUGCAGUAAUGCCAUGCCACCAUUAGAGCAAGAGGAUAAGAGUUAUAAGCAUUCCUGCUGCCCGUCAUUGGGAACUACUGGGUUCCAGGAACCUAAAACAUCUACUUCUGAAGCAUGUGUUGCUUAUUUAUCGAAGGAAUCUGGAGCAGAACCUUUGUGGAAUCGAGAAUCUAAUAUGUGUCAGAAUGUGCUUAUGGACACUGACUCAUCCAAAGAAUCAAUCUGUGCAUCUGAUGAUUUGCUUAAAUCAAAAAACGCAAUUCAUAGUAAAAUUGGAACAAAUCUCAGUAUGGAAGUGAAACUAGAUCAUCAUCAGCCUAAGUUUUCAUCACUGGGUAACUUGGAAUUAUUUGUGGACUUGCGGGUGCCGUCAAGUAGUGAUCAUAUGCUUAAUAGAAACAACACAUUUUCCAAGAAUUGUGGAACACCUCCCCGAAAUUGUGAUGCACUUGAAGAUAGGUCUGCAGCCUGUGCGCCAGUGCAAUGUAUUUGUGACGGCUCGGGUACCGGUGUGCAGCAGGCCACUAAGAAAAGGAGACUUGCACCUAUAAAAGAGGGACCAAGUUUAGAUGAGGACUUGCACGAGUAAAAGUAUGUUUAUGAUGUCAUUAGUGUUAUCUCAGUUAUACUUCCUGUUUAUGCCAAGCUUUUUGCUAGAAUGGGAGUCAUCUACUUUUGUCCAUUAGGUGUUUUGCAAGCAGUUUUAGAAAGAAAACACUUUUGGCCUAUGGUUAAGAAUUCAGUUAAUAUACUUACUGCAAUGCAGUUGAUGGCAAUAUGACUUGCUUUUAAGUAUUACUUUUGCAUGCAUAUGAUCAUUUAGCAGUUUAUUAA